Messenger RNA from Hylaeus anthracinus, 2571 nucleotides. RefSeq names its product GTP-binding protein 1 (gene GTPBP1). Gene Ontology annotation, molecular function: GTPase activity; GTP binding; translation elongation factor activity. The record is from RefSeq and is a predicted model, not a curated record. Bases 404 to 2305 code for a protein of 633 amino acids. Lineage: Eukaryota; Metazoa; Arthropoda; Insecta; Hymenoptera; Colletidae. The transcript is spliced from 11 exons. Gene Ontology annotation, biological process: translational elongation.
AUAACAUCUUGAACGGAAUGAGAUCGCGCAAUCGUGACAGCUUUUUCGUAAGUCCAUUGGUGUUUUCUGUCGCGUAAAGUUUUGUGGUGCGAUUACGCAAAGGAGUAGUGCACAACAUAAACGUUUCAUGACAGAUUUAUAACAAGGAAUGUGUUUACAAUAUUCAUACAUGAUACAUUUUUGAUAAGUUGAUACACAUAUAUCAAUAUUAAAAUCAUUGUACGACAGUUAUGCAUAUGCUAAUACCAAGAAUCUACAGAAGAAGAUUUGGAUUCAAAUAUUGGAAGAUGUUCAAAGCACCAAUGCGUACGCAGACAGUUUAAACUUUUAUGCAAAUUGCUAUAUAGGAACCAUUGAUAGAAAAGAUUUAUUGAACUAUCGAGACCUAGACAUACAUGUAAACAUGGCAGGAAGUGGAACCAUUGUCUCAUCAACCAUAAAACAAAUGCAAGAGAAAGAUCAUGCACCUAUUUCUAUGGAUUACUCUAGUAUUAGAGGAAAGAAUGUUUUAGUUAGCCCGUCAGAAGAUCAAUACGAGUUACUACUUAGACGCUUAAAAGAAAGAAUUCUAGAUGGUGGUAGCGAAACAAUUUUUGAUAUUGGCAUUGGUGAAGAUGGCUCUGAAGAUGGCUUAAAAGAAGAUGAGUACGAAGCAUCUGUAGCCACCUUGCAGUCACUUGCUGCUACGUUAGAAGCUGACUGUGUGCUACUACGACAGAAUAAAGUAGAUCAUGGCCUUGUAGGACAAUAUCUAGUGCGAAUGCGUCUAGAUAGACAAGAUUUCUUAGAAAUUAGAGUGGCUGUUGUCGGUAACGUGGAUGCUGGAAAGUCGACACUUUUGGGUGUAUUGACGCAUGGAGAACUUGACAACGGUCGAGGCUUGGCACGUCAAAAAUUAUUUCGUCAUAAACACGAGGCUGAAACAGGUCGUACUAGUUCGGUUGGAAAUGAUAUUCUUGGAUUUGACAGUGUCGGCAAUGUAGUAAAUAAGCCAGAACACGGAUCUUUGGAUUGGGUAAAAAUAUGUGAAAAAUCUUCUAAAGUUAUAACAUUCAUUGAUCUUGCUGGCCACGAAAGGUACUUAAAAACAACCGUUUUUGGAAUGACAGGACACGCGCCUGACUUUGGUAUGUUAAUGGUUGGAGCAAACGCAGGCAUCGUCGGAAUGACAAAGGAACACCUAGGCUUAGCUUUAGCUUUGUCAGUACCAGUAUUCGUUGUUGUUACGAAAAUUGAUAUGUGUCCAUCGAAUAUAUUGCAAGAAAAUUUAAGACUAUUGAUAAGGAUCUUGAAAUCUCCAGGUUGCAGGAAGGUACCUGUCACCGUGAAAACUCCUGACGACGUCGUCGUUAGCGCUACCAAUUUUGUGUCAGAACGGUUGUGUCCUAUUUUUCAAGUUUCGAAUGUGUCGGGCGAAAAUUUAAAUCUCCUUAAAAUGUUUUUGAAUUUAUUAACCGCAAGGAUAACUAGUCAUGACGAUGAACCAGCGGAGUUUCAGAUAGAUGAUACGUAUUCAGUACCGGGUGUUGGUACUGUAGUUUCAGGAACAACUCUGAAAGGUGUCAUAAAACUAAACGACACUCUAUUACUAGGACCUGAUCCUUUAGGUCGUUUCAUUCCAAUCGCAGUGAAGAGUAUACAUAGAAAAAGAAUGCCUGUUCGCGAAGUGAGAGGUGGUCAGACUGCUAGUUUUGCGUUAAAAAAAAUUAAAAGAUCGCAAAUUCGAAAAGGUAUGGUAAUGGUCGCACCAGCAUUAAAUCCACAGGCUUGUUGGGAAUUCGAAGGUGAAAUUCUCGUGUUGCAUCAUCCGACAACAAUCAGUUCUUGUUAUCAAGCAAUGGUUCACUGUGGAAGUAUAAGGCAAACAGCAUCUAUAAUUUCUAUGUCACAAGAUUGUCUGAGAACUGGAGAUAAAGCUUUAGUGCGCUUUAGAUUUAUAAAGCAUCCUGAGUAUAUAAAACCAGGACAAAGAAUGGUUUUCAGAGAAGGACGUACUAAAGCAGUAGGCAAUGUUUUAAAACUUAUUCCAUAUUCUAGUACUAUGGCUAUGCAAACAAAUAGGUCUAAUAAACCAAAUAAAACAUCCCAGAAUCGUCAAAGUUCUUCGUCUAUGAUGCAACCGUUAGAUGCAACAGAGACGAGUUCUUCAUUCGAAGGACAGGCAUCGAAACAAGAAAAUUUGCUCCAAAAAUCUGGUAUGAGUCAAAAUAAAACGAGUAGGGGACGAAGGGGAGGACGAUCUCAUAAUACUGCUAAUAGUAUUAUUCAACCUCUCUCGGAGCAAAAUCCUCCCACAAAAGUAUAACCGAUGUUUAUGUACAAAAUUCAUAUACAUGUAUGUAUAUAUGUACACAAUCUACAUAUACAAAUCGUUUUAAACUCUCGACACUUAACGACGAGAGUUUUACUUGUAUACAAGUUUUGUUUCAGCUUUUUUUCUUUAAAAAAAUAUUCCGUCUUAGAAUGAAACCUUAGUAUACAAGUGAUACCAUUUUUUCUUUAUUUUAUUAAUUUCUAAUAUUUUGAAAGCUCUUUGUUUAUAUAUAAAUAAAUGUAUUAUUUUAAUAGUUA